This is a messenger RNA of Branchiostoma belcheri (Belcher's lancelet), 1272 nucleotides long. RefSeq names its product zinc finger protein 525-like. Gene Ontology annotation, molecular function: DNA-binding transcription factor activity; RNA polymerase II cis-regulatory region sequence-specific DNA binding. The transcript has 3 exons. Bases 84 to 1103 code for a protein of 339 amino acids. The record is from RefSeq and is a predicted model, not a curated record. Gene Ontology annotation, biological process: regulation of transcription by RNA polymerase II. NCBI's taxonomy places the organism in Eukaryota, Metazoa, Chordata, Leptocardii, Amphioxiformes, Branchiostomatidae.
CAGACGUCACGAAGCGAUGAACGCCAAAGCUGCUCCAGUCCCGGUUUACGUGAAGGGAAAACAUCAUAGGAGGCAGGCUGAACAUGGCAAUGGCAGGAUACGGGUCUCCCACCGGAGUUGGUCAGAACUGGUGUGAUGGGUCUCCCACCGAGGUUUCCCAGGUCAACUGUGACAGCAAAACAAACGAUGUUGAAGAGCAGGCGGCAGCACAACAAGUCAACUUGAAUAACGCUGAUGAGAAACCCUACAUGUGUGGGGAGUGUGGGUACAGGGUGGCUUGGAAGUCUUACUUAUCCCGACAUAUGAGAACACAUACAGGAGAAAAACCAUACAAGUGUGACCAGUGUGACUAUUCUGCAGCACUAAAAUCCUCUUUGGACCAGCAUGUAGCAAAGCACACCGGUGAGAAACCCUACAUGUGUGGGGAGUGUGGAUACAGGACAGGUAACAGGUCCAGCUUAUCCCGACACAUGAGAACCCAUACAGGAGAAAAACCCUACAAGUGUGACCAGUGUGACUAUUCUGCAACACGGAAAUCUCAUUUAGACGGUCAUCUCACAAAACACACUGGUGAGAAACCCUACAUGUGUGGGGAGUGUGGGUACAGGGCAGCUACAAAUGGCACCAUAUCCCAACAUAUGAGAACCCAUACAGGAGAAAAACCCUACAAGUGUGACCAGUGUGACUAUUCUGCUGCCCAGACAUCCACCUUAAAGGACCAUCUAGCAAAACAUACCGGUGAGAAACCCUACAUGUGUGGGGAGUGUGGAUACAGGGCAGCUGCGAGGUCCAGCUUAUCCCGACAUAUGAGAACUCAUACAGGAGAAAAAACCUACAAGUGUGACCAGUGUGACUUUUCUGCAGUACAGAAAGCUUCCCUGUUCCAACAUCUAGUAAAACACACCGGCGAGAAACCCUACAUGUGUGGGGAGUGUGGGUACAGGACAGCUCACAAGUCUACCCUAUCUCGACAUAUGAGAGCUCAGACAUCAGAAAACCCCUACAAGUGUGACCAGUGCAGCUAUUCUGCAGCCUCCAAGUCUAUCCUAUCUCGACAUAUGAAAAUUCACACGGAUGCAACAACGUUAACCUUGCAACUGUGACCAUCUGGUAUUUAGUGCUCUAUAUUAUUUCUCUAAUUCCAAGCUCACGAAAAUAUAACAUCAAUACCAAAAAAUGUAAGCUAUAACAUGAAAAUGUCAUAAUCGUUUACUUUCAUGCACUGUACAUCUUUAACUGUGAAACUAUUAGUCACUUAAAAGAAGUCUUAGC